AACAACCUUGAAGGCUAUGGUCAAGCCUUCGUACUUUCAGAAGACCAGAAGCUUGAUUGCCGCGACAUGCUCUUCCUUCUUCCCUUGCCUGUGCCCUUGCGAAAUAUGAGAUUCUGGCCGACCAAUACCCCUUCAUUCAGAGCAAGUUUUGAUAGGUACUCAAUGGAGUUACAUAAGGUUAUGAUUCAUCUCAUGAAGUUGAUUGCCAACAACUUGGGUACUAUUCCCGAGAUGCUUGCGAGAGUUUUUGAGGAUGGAACACAAGGAAUAAGGAUGAAUUGUUAUUCAUCCUGUGUGAAAAACUCAACACUCUUGGCAAUCUCUCCACACUCAGACUCUACAGGCUUAACGCUCUUGCGCCAAGUGAAUGAAGUUGAAGGAUUACAAAUCAAGAGAAAUGAGAAAUGGGUGCCUAUUAAAUCCAUCCCUACAGCAUUUAUCAUCAAUAUUGGAGACAUGGUGGAGAUGUACAUGCAUAUUAUGAGCAAUGGAGAAUAUAAAAGCAUAGAACAUAGAGCAGUGGUUAAUCCGGAGAGAGAGCGGCUGUCAAUUGCAGCACUUCACUAUGAAAACAAGAAUGCUAAGAUUGGCCCUUUGCCAGAUCUUGUUAAGACCGACAAAGCACUAUAUAAGACUAUACCAGUUGAGGACUUCCUGAACUUGAAGCUGAGCGGCAAGCUUGAUGGGAAACAUCUGUUGAAUCAAAUGAAGAUCUAG
This is a messenger RNA of Gossypium arboreum, 717 nucleotides long. RefSeq names its product S-norcoclaurine synthase 1-like. Bases 67 to 717 code for a protein of 216 amino acids. Lineage: Eukaryota; Viridiplantae; Streptophyta; Magnoliopsida; Malvales; Malvaceae. The transcript has 5 exons. The record is from RefSeq and is a predicted model, not a curated record.